This is a messenger RNA of Ectocarpus siliculosus, 2085 nucleotides long. Lineage: Eukaryota; Phaeophyceae; Ectocarpales; Ectocarpaceae. The record is from the annotation of a GenBank genome assembly.
AUGGCGCACUCCCCAAGCCGGGCACCGACGCGACCAGGAGUUUCUCCAACUCGCUGCUACGGACUCCAAUAUCUCGAGGGCGAGAUGCUGUCGUUGGUUGGAGUGGCGGCGGGCUUGAGGUCCUCCCUCACGCUGUCCACGUGCUGCGUCAGUUUACGAGACACCCUAGCCUCCCCCGCCCUCGACGGGCAGCUCUUCGGCAGGCUUUACGCUACGCUGGCCGCAGUGGACGACCCCCUGGACGCGUUCCUCCAAUCGCCACCUCGCCGCAACCCCACCGACCGACGAGGUCUUCGUCAGCCGUACGAACCGGUCUUACGAAGCACCACCACGGUCCGCAGCGUUCGCCAACUACACCAUCCUGACACAAAGCCUGUCGGGCCGCCGCCCCACCCGCCGGAGGCACUGGCAGAGGAGCCGGAGAGCUCAAUCGCCCGAAAACGAGCGCGAUCAUCACCCGGUCGCGGGGUUUCCGCUCACGAAGGCGUCGCCGGGGGCACCGGUGCUGUUCCAAGCGAAGGCUUGCCUGGUGCUACUCCGCUGCCGGGGGGCUGUUUCUCCCCGAAGCUGCCGUCGGGAGACGUAGCAGGCGGUGUCGUCGGCGGACUGGGGGAGGCGCAGCGGCGAUUGGGCGGCCCAGCCGGAAGUGCGUGGCAGCAGCGGAAGAGCUGGAAGAUGCGGCUCAGGGGGGACCUGGUGACGUGCAGGAAGCCGUCAGAAAGGUUUUCGUUCGCGGGACAGCGGAGGUCCCUCGACUGCACGAUCCGGGUGCGUUCGGUGCCCACCUGCGACUGGGUAAGGCGGCUACGGGGGCACGAGAGCGGAGUGCGGUGCUUAGCUUUUCACCAGACUGGAAGGCAGGGGCUUGUGAGUGCCGAUUCUCUUGGAAUGAUAGCGGUGUGGGAUGUUUUUCCUGUCUCCCAGAGGCUACAGACGAUGCAGGGGCACUCGGACAGCGUUCAGGUGUUGACGUGGACGGGCGGCGGCAAGCGACUCGCGAGCGGCGCGUUAGACGGCAGCGUCGUGGUGUGGUCGGUGUCCGCAGAGGGCGACGCCCUCGACCCCGUCUUCCGCUACGGCGGCUUCUGCCACCCGUACCGCCUCGUGGCGAUCGGCAGGUGUUUAGCCUUCUCCUCCUCGGAACUCCCUACGGUAGAUGCGCUGUUCGAUGGGCCACCUUCCCACGCGGCGUCGCUCAGUGAUACAACGGCUGGACAUCAGGGAAACAACGGCCACCGUGAUGGUGGUAGUGACGAUCCACCGCUGCUAGCGGUGUCCAAAGGAGCUCACAUCUCGGUUGUCGAUGUGGAUACCUCGCCGUCCCCUGGCGUUGCCGAGAAGCCCGGGUGUGCGCGAGUGGCCACAGGUCUCGGCAGGCUUCAGCAUCUAGUAGCCGGGGCCUCGAUCGGGUCGGUGGCCCUAUCGCGGAUGGAGUCCUGGACCGCAGAUUCCGACAGCAGCAGCAUCGACAGCGACGACGAAGGUUACGUCUACGCGGGAGGGCGUGGAAUUACCCACCGCGCGCCGCGCCUCUGCCGCAUCCUCAGCGCCGCUAGGGCGACGUCGUUCGGACAGUUUCCCGCGGCGGGAGUGAAAUCGAGGCCAGUUGGUGGUGGUGGUGGUGGUGGUGGUGGUGGUGGUGGUCAUGGCGGCGGCGGUGACGGCGGUGCUCUGGAGGCGGAGUGGGUGAGCGUUUCUCGUUACCGAUGGCUGUGGCCGGCGAGAGAGACGGCACCGCGGCACGAUAGCAUGCACGGCGGAGGUCUAGGCGGCGGCAAGCCGCCCGCGACCAGCAGCAGCCGUAACGGCGACGACGACGACGACGACGACAGCGGUGAAGAUCUCGACGCGGGGGCAUUGUGUACGUGUGCCACCUUCGUGGGCAGGACGCUAUUCCUAGGAUACGACACAGGAUAUAUAUGGGCACACCGGGCCUUCGAUGGCCGCCGGCUUUAUCGCCUGAGCACGCCCGGUUCUCUCGCGAGACUGACGGAGGCGGAGGGUUCUCUGUUCGCCUACUCUGCCUCUGGCGUGGUAUCGAGGUGGAGAUGGAGGGACGACGCGAGAUAGAAGACGCCCCUCGAU